CAAGCUGCCUGUGCGUCACUCUCUCUAAAUCAAGUAUUUAUUCAUUUAUUCUUUUUUUCUUUCUGACCAUUGGUAAUAUUUUUUGAAAAAAAAAAAAUCCAAAUUAAUGUUUUGCCUAACGCAAAGUGUCUUACAUACUUUGUUGUUCAUCUACGACCCAAGAUCCUCGCCCCCUCCCCCCAAGCCCACCCAUGCCUUUGGUUCCUCUCCGUCUCGCUAUCCAUGGGUCGGUUCCACACACUCUUAUUGCCCUUAUUGCUCUUAUUUGCUUUCUCCAUCCAAGCAUCGCCUUCCGUUUCACACCGCCGGAAUACUUCCUCUCUUCCUCUAUUUCUCUUUCUCUCUCUCUCGUCCUCUUUCUCUGCUGUCAAUCAACCGCUUAUGUCUGUCUGUGCUGGAAGCAGAUCCAUCCCUUAGCGAUAAAUAAAUAAAUAAAAAAAUAAAAUAUCAUUUAGGAUUAGUACAAUACCAUCACCACCACCACCACCAUUAUCAUCUGCGUUGUUCCUUGUGCUUCGAACUUGGCUUCCACUUUCUAUUCUCUUUCCUACCCUUCUUCCCCGAUUUAAUUCCUUCACUGAGCAGG
Messenger RNA from Aspergillus homomorphus CBS 101889, 586 nucleotides. RefSeq lists its product as uncharacterized. The record is from RefSeq and is a predicted model, not a curated record. NCBI's taxonomy places the organism in Eukaryota, Fungi, Ascomycota, Eurotiomycetes, Eurotiales, Aspergillaceae. The transcript has a single exon. The coding region runs from base 107 to 427 and encodes 106 amino acids.